Molecule: messenger RNA, 948 nt
Organism: Rhizoctonia solani
Lineage: Eukaryota; Fungi; Basidiomycota; Agaricomycetes; Cantharellales; Ceratobasidiaceae
Product: heme oxygenase
Exons: 3
Coding region: 1-948 (315 amino acids)
Biological process (GO): heme oxidation
Molecular function (GO): heme oxygenase (decyclizing) activity
Source: RefSeq, a predicted model, not a curated record
AUGCAAGCACCUCCGUCUCCACUUGACUUUUCUCGACCUAUCUCUACCUUGAUAUAUGGAAGUACGAAGACGAUCCAUGAUGAAAUAACCAGAAUGCCUUUUGCUGGCAAACUUACUCGUGGAGAGCUUCCCAAGGAAGAAUACGUAUUUUACGCGAUGGCCUUAUACCAGGUAUACAGUGCUCUAGAAAAAGGACUUGACGCACAUUCUACAAACGCGGUUCUUGCACCAACGUACCGUCCUGCGCUUCUACAUCGAGCAAGCCGGCUCUCUGAAGACAUUGCGUGCCUCUUAGACACAACCGUGGAUGAAUGGCCCUCGCACCCACUCUACCAAUCACUGCUGACCUCCCCUCCCGAGGGAAUUCGUGAUUAUGUAGCUUACCUUGAGAAGCUCGCAUCCUCAAAGGACUCGAUGAAUCACUCCAGGCUACUAGCUCACGGCUACGGGCGGUAUAUGGGCGACUUGAGUGGAGGACAAGUUGUAAAAACCAAAAUAUGCAAGGCGUACGACUUGCCUGAUAGUGGUGCUGGUGCGAGCUUCUAUGACUUUGGCGUGUUGCAUGGUGGAUCUGGUACAGAAGAAUACGCCUCCAAUGCUGAGUUGCUCAGGAUUAAAGCCUGGUACAGACAAGGAAUGAACGAGGGUGUAGGCAAUAAUAGACUACUGAAAGAAAUCAUGAUCCAAGAAGCCGUGACAGCUAUGAACUAUAAUAAGCGCCUCAUUGAGAGCGCUUCUGAAUAUACCCCCGUUGGUGGUGACCUCACUCCGGCCAAGAAGCCUCGACGGGCACAAGAAAGUUCAUUUGCAGUGCCUGGGCUUGUGGCCAUCACCACUACUAUUGCGCUUGCUCAUUUCGUUUUAGUCGUGGGUGGUUUCGGAACGAGGUCAUCUGGCGGACGAUUUGGACUUCAUUGCAUUGUCCCAUGGGUCAGAGGUAACCCAUAA